AUUUAUAAAUCAUUUUUAAAACGUGAAAGAUGUACUCGUGCUUUUUUUUUAAUUACAUGAAAUAAUAACUACCUAUUUGGACGGUUGGCUAUCUUAACACGAGUUUUAAUAGAAAUAUUCGCCAGGAAGUUUAAGCCACUUUACAACUAUUCAAUUAUAUUUGAUAGUUUUAAACUAUAACAAUUUUUAAUUUUAAAAUAACCCAGACUUCAUGUAACUUUAGUUUAUAUCUAUUGGCUGUAUCAUUUUUGUAUAACCGCUGCCUAUUGUUAAUAACUUAAUAAGAUAUAAUUCUUUUACGUUAUAAUUAAUUUAGUAACUAUAGUUUUGUAAAUUAAAAAAUUAAAUAACAUGGAAGUAGUUAUCGACUUGAUAAAAGCAAAGUUGGAACUAGGAGAAAUAACACAUCAUAAUAUCAAGCAACUCAAACGUUUAAAUACGGUGGUUUUUCCUGUGUCAUAUAAUGAAAAAUUUUAUAAAGACGUGUUAGAAGCUGGCGAGUUAGCUAAAUUAGCGUACUAUAAUGACAUUGUGGUUGGAGCAGUAUGUUGUCGAAUAGAUCAAGAAGUUGGACGACGGUUGUACAUAAUGACCCUGGGUUGCUUAUCACAGUAUAGAAGACUUGGAAUUGGAACUAUGAUGGUUGAACAUGUUUUGAAUUAUGUUAAAGAUGAUGGUACAUUUGAUAGUGUUUACUUACAUGUGCAAUUAAACAAUGACAGUGCCAUAAAAUUCUACAAAAAAUUUGGUUUUGAAAUAGUUGAAACUAAAGAACAUUAUUAUAAGAGAAUAGAGCCUGCGGAUGCAUAUGUAUUAGAAAAACGUCUACGGCCUAAAACUGUUAAUGGGAAAAAUGACCAUCAUUCAAAUAACAACAAAAAAGACUAAACACAAAUCAUCUUUUUACUUGUUUAUUGUAUUAAUUUACUUCUAAUAUUACAAAUAACACUGUAAUUUAUACAGUAUAUUAUAAUAAACAUAUAUAAACAAAUAUGUUUCAA
Messenger RNA from Adelges cooleyi (spruce gall adelgid), 1001 nucleotides. RefSeq names its product probable N-acetyltransferase san (gene san). The transcript is spliced from 4 exons. Gene Ontology annotation, molecular function: acyltransferase activity, transferring groups other than amino-acyl groups. Bases 352 to 888 code for a protein of 178 amino acids. Gene Ontology annotation, biological process: mitotic sister chromatid cohesion. NCBI's taxonomy places the organism in Eukaryota, Metazoa, Arthropoda, Insecta, Hemiptera, Adelgidae. The record is from RefSeq and is a predicted model, not a curated record. Gene Ontology annotation, cellular component: NatA complex.